This is a messenger RNA of Anolis sagrei ordinatus, 5377 nucleotides long. It is a transcript of the gene GPRC5C, whose product is annotated as G protein-coupled receptor class C group 5 member C. Gene Ontology annotation, cellular component: extracellular exosome; intracellular membrane-bounded organelle; plasma membrane. The record is from RefSeq and is a predicted model, not a curated record. Gene Ontology annotation, biological process: G protein-coupled receptor signaling pathway. NCBI's taxonomy places the organism in Eukaryota, Metazoa, Chordata, Lepidosauria, Squamata, Anolidae. Gene Ontology annotation, molecular function: G protein-coupled receptor activity; protein kinase activator activity.
CCUCCCUCCCUUCCCGCGGCUCCACUUUCGGCUCGGGAUCGGGGAAGGAGGCGCCAGGUGGAGGGAGGGAGCCAGGCUGCGAGAGCGAGAGGGUCCCCUCCCCCUGCGCCCGUGGGUUGGGGCCAGAGCCCGGCGUCUUCUCCCCGAGGCAGUAAUUUCCCAAAGUCCCAAGGAAUAAUUCGCAUCCUUCCAACCAUGGGGUCUCCACCCAGGACAAUAUUGCCCUGCCUUUGGCUCCUGGCACUUCCUGUCAAAAUGUGCUUGGCUCAGGUGACUCUCCCACCACCACCAGGGUGUGGUAAGGACUUGAACCCCAUCUACUACAAUCUCUGUGACCUAUCAAUAGCCUGGGGCAUUGUUUUGGAAGCUGUGGCCACUUUUGGUGUUGUGACCAGUUUUGUGCUCACUGUUGUCUUAGUGGCCAGCAUGCCUUUUGUCCAGGACUACCGGAAGAAGAGCUUGGUAGGGACUCAAGCUUUCUUUCUGUUGGGCACCUUUGGGCUCUUCUGCUUGACCUUCACCUUCAUCGUCAAGCAAGAUUUCCCCACAUGUGCCUCACGACGUUUCCUUUUUGGUGUCCUCUUUGCCAUCUGCUUCUCUUGUCUGGCAGCCCAUACUGUCAACCUCAAUUUCCUUGCCCGGCGCAAUCAUGGCCCGCGGGGGUGGAUCACCUUUGGCAUGGCAUUGGUCCUGGUCUUGGUAGAAGUCAUCAUUAACACCGAAUGGCUCAUCAUCACUGUAGUACGGAGUGACAAUGCAUCCAAGGACCCCUGCACUGUCAGCAAUGAAGACUUUGUCAUGGCCCUCAUCUAUGUCAUGUUCUUGCAAGUAGCUACCUUUGUGGCUGCUUGGCCGGUCUUGUGUGGCCACUACAAGCACUGGAGGAAACAUGCCAUUUUCAUUCUUCUCACAACCUCUCUCUCCAUGGCCAUCUGGAUAGUGUGGAUUGUUAUGUAUAUUUACGGCAACCAGAAGGAAGGAGGCACAGCUUGGGAUGAUCCCACAAUGGCGAUUGCUCUUGUCUCCAAUGCCUGUGUCUUCGUUUUCUUUUAUGUCAUCCCUGAGAUUUCUCAAGUGAUCAGGCCAGGACCAGAGCAGGUUUAUGAGGAUGAUGUCUACCCCACUCGAGGUGUUGGAUAUGAGACAAUUCUCAAGGAACAAAAGUCCCAGAGCAUGUUUGUGGAGAACAAAGCCUUCUCAAUGGAUGAACCUUCUUCAGUCAAAAAGCCUGUGUCACCUUACAGCGGAUACAAUGGGCAGCUACUGACCAGCGUGUACCAGCCAACAGAGAUGGCUCUGAUGCACAAAGGACCUACUGAGGGCCCCUACGAUGUCAUCCUGCCUCGGGCCACAGCCAACAGCCAAAUGAUGGCCAGUGCCAAUUCCACACUUCGUGCUGAAGAGGCCUACAUGUCACAGGCAAAGCAAGCAAUGGCCCAGAAGGAUGGAAAGAGUGGACAGGCUUCAUCUCCAUACAGCAAGAGCAGAUGGUAGAUACCUCAGCAGGCCCCAUUUCUUCAAGGAUGCCUUGCAAACUCUGUCUUUAGAGAAGAGCAUCAAGGCCUCAGUUUGCCUUUUGAUAUGUCAUCAUGGAAGCUGAAAUAAUGCUUAACCCAAGUGCUUUGCUUGACUUCUUUUACUUAUGUGUAACCCAAGUGCUCUGCCUUACUUCUGCUAUAGAAAAUAUGGAUUAUUCUACUGAGAUGUACUGAGCGUAUUUUUAGGAUAUUUUAACAGAAGUACUUCUACUUCUACUGAUCUUGGAAACUUCAGCCAAGUUCUUCUUAGUGCCAUCUCUGCAAUACAGCCAACCAGCACUUUGGGACCCAUCUCUUUUUUUAACUCCAUAACUUUUGAUGGACCAGGUUGACUACUGGUUUGCUUUCUACUACCCCCACCCCAUUUCUGCUGUAAAAUUACACAUUUUCCAGCACAGUGAAGAUCUUGCCUAAGUUUCAGCCAAGUCUCUGGGUGGAUAAUUUGGUGUCUCUUCUUUCCACCUUGUUGCCAGAUUCUGCAAAGGAGCUUCCGAACUCAAAAGGAUGUUGUUACAUGGAUGUGGGUCCUUCGUGGAGACUUUCUAUUUGCAGAAAGAACUCAGGGACUCUAGCCCAAGUUGGGGUCAGAUCGUCUGUAGUCCUCCUCCUGCCUUUGGACCAAGCCCUGGAACUGACAAUGUUAUGUUGCUCUCAGAUUCUUUGUUCAUUUCCUACACUCCUCCUGCAACACAAGUUAAGGCAGCAGACAGACUAUUUAUACUUGGACUUUUAAACUACUAUAAUCUCAGUGGAAGAAGUAGAGCCCCUUGUGGCACAGUGGGUUAAACCCUUGUGUCGGAAGGACUGCUGACCGCAAGAUCUGUGGUUUGAACCCAGGGAGAGGGGUGAGCUCCCAUCUGUCAGCUCCAUCUUCCCAUGUGGGGACAUGAGAGAAGCCUCCCACAGGAUAGUAAAACAUCUGGGCAUCCCCAGGGCAACGUCCUUGCAGAUGGCAAUUUCUCUCACACCAGAAGCGACUUGCAGUUUCUCAAGUCGCUCCUGACAUAAAUAUAUAUAUAAGUGGAAGAAGUUAGGGCUGGGUUGUCUUGAAUGUACUUCUGCAGAACAUUUCAGAAGUCUGGGUCAUGUAGGGCCUGUAUUUUGACUUACUGAUGCCUGACUUGAUCCCAUCCAUUGAACAUGAAAGAGGCAAUGACAGAUAGGCAAAGCAGACAUACAGGCUAUUUAUGGAUUAACUGAAUAUUCAAAUAGUACUUUCCAUGCUGUUUGACAAUUGUGGGAGAUCCAUGAUGCUUGCUGCAUAUUGAACAGCAGUUUUGUUUCAGUAGGAAGUCUUCCCAGCCUGCCCUUCCCUCCUUUUAUCACAUCUACUUUGUCAGAUGCAAAUUAUGUGUACAAGUAGAACUUUAUUUACUUUAUAUUUCUAUCUCGCUCUCUCUCACCCCGAAGGUGACUCAGAACUUGGAACUUGGAAACUCUGGGACUCCGGCAGGGCAAAUGGCUAUGGAACAUGGAAAUUUUACCUUUUGGGUUAUAGUUUCCAGAAUCCUCCAGCUGGUGAAAUGGGUGGGUGUGUACUUUGAGAGACGUAGUCCAAAACUUAACUCUCCUAAGCUCUGUAAAUUAGCACAGACUACAGUGCGGGUGAUGGAGCAAUCUAAUUAUAGUGGAGCUUUGGUAUCUGCUGAAGUUUAGUUUCAAGAUCCCAGCUGGAUAAAAAAUCAAUAAUUGUCCAAAUCCAUUCUAUACAAUAGUGUAAUAAAAUGGCGUCACUUUUAUAAAAUGUUGAACAAAUGAGUGCUGGAGAGAGCUUGAGGAUCUGUGAAAUGGCUAAAGUAGGAUAUGCCUACACAUCAGCAUAGUUCAUGACAAAAUCAAGAUUUUCUUUUUUUGGAUUUUUUUGAGGAGAGGGGGAUAUUUGAGUUGUGUUUUGUUGAAUAGGUGGAUGCAGAACCCAUUGAUGAGGAGGGCUGACUACAGAAUGAAGCCAGGGUCUCUGUCAGGGCAAGGGAUAUGUUUAUUGCAGAACCAUGUAGUAAAGUAACCAUAAUACAUUUCUGAAAAAUAAAUAAGCUGAAUUGGAAUUUCUCUCAAAAGUGGACUCCCAGGCAACUGGAAGUGGCCAGGUUGCCAGAGAAACUGCAGUUUCUCUGUUCAGUGGAUUUUAUCUAUUUCUUACCAGUUGGAAAUGGUCUACAUCAGUUGUGUGUCUUUUCUUCUUUAGACUGGGGACGGUUCCAGGCAGGACUUUAAUGUGAGCACAAUUGCGGUUUAAAAACCCAAUUGGGCCUGCAUCGGAGUCUAGAGAUGCCCCAGAAACCCUGCGCUUUCCAGGAGGAGUGUGUCCAGAUGCCUUGUCAGCCUUUUUGGCAGCAUACCCAGACAAAACAAUGCCCCCCCCCCCGCAAAGCCUUUUAAAAAGAAAAUAACCCUAACCUGGCCACCAUUACAAUGCUGCGGGAGCUCUCCUGGCAUUUAAAAAUGACGCAACAGUAGAAAACGGGGCCAGGAGCGAUUUUCCUCCUCCCCCUCUUCUCCUGGCACACCAUUUGUGCACUCCAAGAGAGAUCCAGGAACAUGGUAAUGGUGGCCGAGUAAGUUAUUUUCUUUUUAAAAUGCUUUUCUGGGGAGGUUGGGGCGGGCGUUAGAGCCCUCUUGGAUAUUCCGGGUUCACGGAGGCCAGAAAACAGGAGAGGGCUGUGCAGAUGGUCCUCUCAGAAGUCCCAGGACUCUGCCAACAGCUGGAAAAACCUGUUGCCAAAUUACUUUGGGACAAAGCAGGGCUUUCCUGCUUUGUCCCAAAGGAAUACGUUUUUACCUGAGGCGUUGUUUGGACGUUCCAUGUAAAAACACAGAUGCUCGCGCGUUUUAGGCGCUGUCUGGAUGCACCUUGGAUCUUUCUCAUCUAUUGAUCUGCAUACAGUAAAGUGAUAUAUAGUUCUGACUACGGUUUAUAAUUACAAUGAUUUGUAAUAACAAAAAACACACACCUAUCCUUAGCUUCUGCCUUGUAGCCAUAAGUGCUUCUACAAGCUACAGAUGAUACAUUUGCAUCUGACAAAGAGGGUUCUGGCCCACAAACUGUCUGCCACUGUAAACCUGUCAGUCUUUCUAAAAUACUGUCAGAUUUAUUGCUAUCACACAAAUGCUUGUUGUUGGGCUAUGUCCUGAGCAUUGUCUUUAUGCACCGAAUAAAUCCUGCCAUGCCACCAUUUAUUCUCUCCUCACUUUAGAUUGGAAAGAGUUGCUGUUUCUUUAGAGAAUACAGUCAGGAAAAGGCCUAGGGCCAAACUGAAGAAAUGUUUGAAGAACAGGAGUGGGGAAGCAAUGCAUAUCCCUAGCAAUGCCUUCCCAUCAGUCCUCUCAAGGCCUCUGAAUGGGUGUCCUUGGUGCCUUUGGCCAAUGAGCCAACCUUUUCUCUUAUGCUCUCUGUUUAGGGAGUCUCUAUCUACAAUGAGAGGAAGGACCACAUCCUGCCUAUAGGGUUCAUCCUAUAUCUGUGUUCAGAAACACACUUAUCAUGGUGGGUCGAAAAGACUUGCACUGAGUCAUGAUUUCUGCCCAUUUUUGCUUAGAAUGAAGUUCUAGAUCUUGCUGUAUGUAGGUAUUUAUUUGCACACAGCAUUUUGGUGAGACAGUCUUUAUACAGAUAAUGACAUAUGAUAUUACCUUUUUCUGUUUUUAAAAAUAAUGGUUGUGAGUGAGUGGUGGGAAGAAAAGGAGAGGGGAAUAUGUGUGUGUGAGAGAAAGUGUGAGUGGAUGAGUGAGGCUAUGUUUAAUCCAAGUGUUAUUUAAGAGGGGGAAGGAAGUGUGUCCUCCUAGAACGUGGGUUUUUUAGCCCAGACUUACCUGACAAAUUAAAUUCAUUUUUUCCUAAA